This is a messenger RNA of Juglans regia (Persian walnut), 1130 nucleotides long. Its product is annotated as glycine-rich protein 2-like. Gene Ontology annotation, molecular function: nucleic acid binding; zinc ion binding. NCBI's taxonomy places the organism in Eukaryota, Viridiplantae, Streptophyta, Magnoliopsida, Fagales, Juglandaceae. The record is from RefSeq and is a predicted model, not a curated record. Bases 93 to 704 code for a protein of 203 amino acids. The transcript has a single exon.
CGUAACGCCAAAAAUCACACACCCUUGAAGUUUUCUAGGGUUUGUUGUUGGUGUGUGAUUCUUUUAGGGUUUCUUUGGUGGUGGCGAAGGAAAUGGGCGAGAGGCUGAGCGGGACUGUGAAGUGGUUCAAUGACCAGAAGGGGUUCGGGUUCAUAACCCCGGACGAUGGUGGGGAGGAGGUGUUCGUGCACCAGUCCUCGAUCCGAUCCGAUGGAUUUCGGAGUCUGGGUGAAGGGGAGGCCGUGGAGUACCAGAUCGAGUCAGGUAACGACGGCCGCACGAAGGCUGUUGAUGUCACCGGCCCAUCUGAGGGUCCCGUGCAGGGCAGCCGAGGAGGCGGAGGCGGUGGCGGAGGAGGCGGGAGAAGUGGACGUGGCGGAGGAGGCGGGGGAUAUGGUGGCGGUGGGUACGGUGGAGGAGGUGGUGGAUAUGGUGGGGGUGGUGGGUAUGGUAGUGGGAGAUCAGGUGGUAGAGGAGGAGGCGGCGGCGGUUAUGGGAGUGGUGGUUAUGGCGGUGGGUACGGUGGUGGAGGGGGCGGCGGGAGUUGCUACAAGUGUGGCGAAAGUGGGCAUUUUGCGAGGGACUGUUAUCAGAGUGGAGGUGGAGCCGGCGGCGGUGGAGCAGGCGGUGGUGGCGGUGGGAAUUGCUACAACUGUGGCGAGACUGGGCAUUUCGCUAGGGAGUGUCCUAACAGUGCUCGUUGAUCUGCUGGGGUAAUUGUGUUCUUCUGAACACAUUUUAAUGCUUUAUCUGGUUUAUUAUAGGAGUUGAUCUUUCGGGUGGUUUCUUGGUGACCCACUUUUGGUUUGGUGUUUAUGUUUCUGGGUCGCUCUUAUUAGUAGUCUGUUUGGAUUUAUUAGUAUUUGAUUAGUUUCUCAGAUGGGUUGCUGCUUCUAUUUUGAUGUUUCUUAUUGUCAGUGAUAGUGUGUUUUGGCUGCGACAGAGUAGAGGCUGCGAAGUGAUGAAGUAGAUGCUCAGUUUCAUGUUAACUCUCUCUGAUUUGAGUUUCUAUACACAUUAUAUGAAUACUGCUGCUUUUAGAUUCACUAGUGCUUCUCAAGAUCUUGUUUCUGGUUUGUUGUUAUAUUGUGGGCAAUAUAAGCAUACAAUAGAUCUGAAGAUUGAACAUU